Molecule: messenger RNA, 3765 nt
Organism: Maylandia zebra (zebra mbuna)
Lineage: Eukaryota; Metazoa; Chordata; Actinopteri; Cichliformes; Cichlidae
Source: RefSeq, a predicted model, not a curated record
UUGGCGCAGACUCGUGAUGCUGGUUAUCGGCACAGCUUCAUCUGUUUGUAAAAAUCUAAUUUUUCAUUGUAAAAGCAAGCAUUUCCAGUCGCUUUCACGGAAGGGGGGCUCCACUUAAACCUAACAAUGUGAAGCCAUUCUCCGUCACCUAAGCGCCCCUGCAGUGAUGCCUCCAGCCAUGUCUCAAAUAAGCGAUCCAAAGAUUGCUUUUGCCUACUUGCGCCCAGCCUGUGUCCUGCUCACCCGAGAGCCCACAGUGGUUAAUGUGGAAACACUCAAAGGCCAGUUAAAAGAAGUCAACGAUGCCACGUUGCAGCAGCUUCAGGAGUACGUCCUCUUCCCUCUUCGAUUUGUCCUUAAAGUCCCCGGGGCUAAGAAGGAGCAGCUGGUGCAGUCUGUGACCGAGGCAGUAAGCUAUGUUUUGGAGAACACUUGCAUCCACAGCUGGGAAACCCUCCACAACCUCUUUUCCGAGCUUUGCCUGUGCCUGUCCUCUUCAGCUGAUCCCGGGAAGCCUGCAGAUACGUCAGAGGAGCUAAAAUCAGCUGUUCUGAGGUGCCUGGAUGCCCUGCUUCAUGCUGCUUAUGGUGAUAUAGUGUUCAAACUCUUUGAACCGAUUAUGCUGCCUGGGCUGGGUGCUGCCGUUUCACUGCUGCUGGCUUUGGGAGAGAAGGAGAAAUCUCGAGAUAUACAGACAGCAGCCUUGACGUGCCUCCAGGCUUUGACUCUGCAGUGUGACUGCACCCAGGAACACGUAGUCCCAUCAUCAGAGGAGCGAUGCUUUGUAGGAAGCGCCAUGGCAUCAUUUUUACCUGGAAUCACCAUGGCUACGGCCAGGAUCAUUACAGGAGAUUUGAGGCAAGGCCAUGCAGUCACAGUCCGGGCCAUCAAGGUUUGGUCCAGGACUGUGGAGCUUGUCAUGGAGGAUGUCCAGCUCCAGUCCACUGAGUCCUAUAAGACUCCCUCUGCAGACCUGGGGAGGAUCGGACAGCUCAUAGUCCUUCGGACACCGGAGUGGGUGAAGAACACAGCAGGGAAGCUGUCUGUCCUGCUCAAGAAGAUAAUCUCAUGCACUUCAGCGCACCAGCACUGGAGGGUUAGAGUGGCAAUGGUGGAGUUGGCCGAUCACCUGCUGGCCAAAUGCAGUCACUCACUGACUGAUUGUGUAGGAUCACUACUAGAAGCACUGGUGGGGGCAAUCAAUGAUGUGGAACCUAGAGUCAGAGAGAGGUGUGAAGUUGCUCUCAGAGAGGUAUCCCAGAGAAAUCAGAGGUGCAGCGGCAGCAGUGGCACUCAGACCUUCACUGACAUCUUAUCUGAGAAUCUCCAUUCUUUGGCCACCUCCCUACCCAGACUGAUGAGGACCUCUGAUGACCAGAAGAAGCUCUUUGUUCUCAACGUGUUUUUGGGCUACUUAAAAAUCUUAGGACCGCUUGUCUCUGUGGUGCUGAACUCGGCUGCACAUCUGGAGAGGAUUUCCAAAGCCUUAAUGCAGGUGCUGGAACUCGAUGUGAUGGAUGUUCGCAUUGUGGAGGAGAGGAGUUACGCUGCUGCCGUGGAGACGAGCACCGGCUCCCAUGAUUCCUACACCACUCACACACAGAGGAAGCAUUUUCUCUACUUCACAGAUGAGAAAAUCUUCUCUGUGCUCAUGGAGAUCUGUCGCACAUUAGGUUAUUAUGGCAACAUCUACCUGCUGACCGAUCAUCUGCUGGACUUGUACUGCCAGUCUUCAGUGUACAGAAAGCAGGCUGCCAUGGUGUUAAAUGAGACAGUUAGAGGUGCAGCAGGUAUCGCUGUGGCAGACCAGAGUCAGGGUUUGGAGACCAAAGUUCGUGAAAGCCCUGCCACCCAGGAAGAUAUUAAAGCAGCAGCUGUUUCUAUCAUUGAGGAAUACACCAGCCUGAACAACUGGCAUUUGAUUACAGUCAGCAAGGAGAUGGAUAGAGACCAACAGGAUCAGCAGUCAAACUGGGUCAUAAAUGGAGUGCAGUAUGAACCUAGUUUUCUUACUAAAACACAUGUGAUUCCUUCAUCAUCAACAUCCACGAUCCACCAGCUCAACAGCAACAUCUGGCAGCUGUGCAUCCAACUCGAGGGCAUCACCUGCUGUGCUCAGGCGCUGGGCCACGAUUUCCGUCCCUUGUUGAUGACCUCGCUGUAUCCUGUGCUGGAGAAAGCUGGUGAGGAGACGCUGCUGGUCAGCCAGGCGGGACUGAGCUCCAUGUGGGACAUCAGUAAGGCCUGUGGAUACGCUUCCCUCAAGGAACUGAUCAAUGAGAACUCUGACUACCUGCUUAAUGACAUUUCACUCAACCUUCAGAGAAUCAGCCAGCAUCCACAGGCUCCACGGGUGUUGACAGUUAUGUUGACUCACUCUGACUGCAGCCUGCUGCCGCUGGUCGGGGACAUCGUUCAGGAUGUGCUGACGGCUCUGGAUCUUAGCUACGAGCGCACAGCUGCUCUUUUCUGCUCCGUGCUGCACGCGCUCAUGAAGGCACUGGCGAGGUGGUUUCCUUCCACUUGUAGCAGGACCAGUAAGUCUACCAGCUACAGGCAACGUUCCAGUGACCAGGAAGACCUCAGCAUUCGCCAAUUCCUGCUGAAUUACUGCAAACAGAAAGAACUGGCAGAGGGCAUUGGAAUAGAGGAUGAUGACACUGAAGACCAAGAAGUCCCUCCCACUGAGUGUGAGGAUGUUGAAGAUACUGGUAGUCCUGAUGUGAAAGCAGAGCUUCCCUCCCACCUCAGCAUCACUAAGGAUGUUAUGGAGCGCUGCAUUCAUCUGCUGUCUGAUCCCAGCCUCAGGCUCCGACUCAAGGUACUAGACGUGCUGGAGUUGUGCGUUCAGGUGCUGAGUGAGAGGGAAAAUGAACUGCUGCCUAUGGCUCGUCGCUGCUGGCCAGCACUCCUGCAGAGACUCACAACUGAUGACCCAUUAGCAGUCCUCAGAGCCUUCAGGGUGCUGUGCGUGCUGGGUGAAACAUGUGGGGACUUUCUGAGGAGGAGGGUUUCUAAAGAGGUUCUGCCCAAGCUGAGCGCCUCUCUGGCACGGCAGGCUCCGAUCAGCGCCAAGGCUGGGCCUGUCUACACACACACCCUGGCCUACAAACUGCAGCUGGCUGUAUUGCAGGGGCUGGGCUCACUGUGCCAGAGACUGGAUCUGGCUGAAGCAGACCUAGAUGUGGUUUGUGAAGCCUGUCUACCCUACCUGAGCUCCAGACAACCCAUCAGACUGCAAGAAGCCUGUUUAAAUGUGUUCCGACACUUAAUCCAGGUGGAUCCGGACACCUUCUGGUUUACUCUAAAUGAGCUGCACUGCCCGUCCUCUUACAUCCCACACCACCCCGACCUCCUGCCGGUGCAGCUGAACGGCACGGGCAGGCCGAGAGACGAGUUCUCGGACAACGUGUUCAAACUGCUCAAGGAGGAGUUUGGCUCCGUUACUGAGACAGUUAACCAGCCAGUCAGCUAAUGAGCUGCUGCUUGAUGAAAUUGACUCUUCUCACAAACGGACAACUUAUUGAACCACGACUUCAACAGGUCAAUUAACUGAAAGAAAUCUGUCAGCUGUGCCAAAUAGUUGAUCACCUAGCUCUGUGGAAUUAAGAGCUACUCUGUAAUUUACAAAAUGUUACUUAGUCAUCACCUUCAUUAUCUAACCUCCUAGCUUCUGCUAGCCCACAAUUAGUACUUGCUGUACAUUAACAUUAGAUGAAAAUGGAGCUCUACUGAGUUAUGUUUGAUUAAAAAGAGAAAACAAAA